Drosophila sulfurigaster albostrigata is the source of this 826-nucleotide messenger RNA. RefSeq names its product zinc finger protein kipf-like. Gene Ontology annotation, cellular component: nucleus. The record is from RefSeq and is a predicted model, not a curated record. Gene Ontology annotation, molecular function: zinc ion binding. NCBI's taxonomy places the organism in Eukaryota, Metazoa, Arthropoda, Insecta, Diptera, Drosophilidae. The coding region runs from base 95 to 673 and encodes 192 amino acids. The transcript has a single exon.
UAAGUCACGAUACAAAGAAUCGGCGAAUCAAUACAUUGGGUAUACUUGUUGCGCGAAUGUAAAUUAAAAACAUUUAAUACGUAGUUCUCUAAUUAUGGAGAAAGUAUGCCGUAUUUGCCUCAGCAAUUCCGAUGGUAUGGUCGACAUAUUCGGCGAGGAACAACCGGAGGAGGAGAUCAGCUUGGCAGACAUGCUCAACGAAUGCAUCGAAUGCAAGAUUCGAGUGGACGACAACUUCCCCAAGUUGAUAUGUUGGACCUGCUACUUGGAUGCACAGACCGCAUACAAGUUCAAACGCAAAUGCGACCAGAGUUACAAGCUGUUAACCUUGAAGCAGGAGGAGCAGCAGCAUAAGCAAUUUCUCGUGGAUCCCGUGGAUGAAUUUUGUGCCAUUCUUGAGGAGCUGUCCAAGCCAGACGACAACUUCGUGAAAGAGGAGCCAGAUGAAAACUGCGACGAAGAGGUUGUCUCUCCCAGCACUCCAGAGCGAGAUUCGCAGCAAGACGCUGAAGAGGAAGAGGAGGAACUGGAACUGCCAAAGACGCCACCGCAGCAACCACAGCAGAGUUUUGAUGAGCUUAUGUCGCCGCCUUUUUACCGGGUUCCGGGAACCCGACUCCAGCCCAAGAUCUUCUCCGAUGCGUCAAUCGGCAAGAACAAGAGAAAUCGCUAAGAAUUUGGAGUCGGAGCUGCAGCUAGAGUCGGAUGACAACAGCCCAAGUGAUUUUAGCGCUGACGAAGAUGAUGAGGAUUACAUCGACAACGACAACGACAAAGACACCGAGAGAGUGCCACAGGCAGGUCGUCCACACGAAUGUCCCCAAUG